AAGGAGCGGAGGGCAGGAAGGCAGGAAGGCAAGGUAACAGGAGCCAGGAGCAGCUCCUGUGAGCUCACAGGAGCGUUGGGUCACUUCUCUGUCAAUAUCACUCACUCUGCCACCAGCUCCAUGGAUAUAAUAUUUGGCAGGAAUAAGAAAGAACAGCUGGAGCCUGUGAGGGCCAAUGUGACAGGCAAGAUUCCAAGAUGGCUGCAGGGGACACUGCUUCGCAAUGGGCCUGGGAUGCACACAGUCGGGGAGAGCAAAUACAACCAUUGGUUUGAUGGCCUGGCCUUACUUCACAGCUUCUCCAUCAGAGAUGGUGAGGUCUAUUAUAGGAGCAAAUACCUCAGGAGUGACACCUACAAUGCCAACAUUGAAGCGAACAGGAUCGUGGUGUCAGAGUUUGGAACGAUGGCCUACCCGGACCCCUGCAAAAACAUCUUUGCCAAAGCUUUCUCCUACUUGUCCCACACCAUCCCUGACUUCACAGACAACUGCCUCAUCAACAUCAUGAAGUGUGGAGAAGACUUCUAUGCAACCACAGAGACCAAUUAUAUCCGGAAAAUCAACCCACAGACCCUGGAGACCCUGGAAAAGGUUGAUUAUCGUAAAUAUGUGGCUGUCAACCUGGCAACAGCACACCCUCACUAUGACGAGGCUGGAAAUGUUCUUAACGUGGGCACAUCCAUCGUGGACAAGGGGAAGACAAAAUAUGUGAUAUUUAAGAUCCCUGCCGUGGUGCCAGAGGCCAAGAGGAAGGGGAAGAGCCCCCUGAAGCACAUGGAGGUGUUCUGCUCCAUCCCGUCCCGCUCGCUCCUCUCCCCUAGUUACUACCACAGCUUUGGACUCACCGAGAACUACAUCGUGUUCCUAGAGCAGCCCUUCAAGCUAGACAUUCUCAAAAUGGCAACUGCAUACAUGCGGGGCGUGAGCUGGGCUUCCUGCAUGACCUUCCACAGAGAGGACAAGACCUACAUUCACAUCAUCGACCAGAGGACCAGAAAGCCAGUGCCCACCAUGUUUUACACAGACCCCAUGGUGGUAUUUCACCAUGUCAAUGCCUAUGAGAAGGACGGCUGCAUUCUGUUUGAUGUCAUUGCCUAUGAGGAUAGCAGCCUCUACCAGCUCUUCUAUUUGGCCAACCUGAACCAGGACUUUGAGGAGAACUCCAGGCUCACCUCAGUGCCCACCCUCAGGAGGUUUGCCAUCCCCCUUCAUGUGGACAAGAAUGCAGAAGUGGGCUCAAAUUUAAUCAAAGUGGCUUCGACAAGAGCAACAGCCCUGAAGGAGAAAGACGACCAGGUCUAUUGCCAGCCUGAAUUGCUCUGUGAAGGGUUAGAGCUCCCUCGGAUCAAUUAUGCUAACAAUGGCAAGCCAUACCGAUACAUCUAUGCUGCCGGAGUUCAGUGGAGUCCAAUCCCAACCAAGAUACUGAAAUACGACCUUCUCACAAAGUCCUCCUUAAAAUGGGGUGAGGAGAGCUGCUGGCCAGCAGAGCCCCUGUUUGUGCCCGCACCAGACGCCCAGGAUGAGGAUGACGGAAUUAUCUUAUCAGCCAUUGUCUCCACCAAUCCCCAAAAACCACCUUUUCUGCUUAUUCUGGAUGCCAAAAGUUUUACGGAAUUGGCUCGUGCCUCCAUUGCUGUGGACAUGCACUUGGACCUCCAUGGGUUAUUCAUCCCGAAUGCAGACUGGGAUACAAGGAAUCAGGAUUCAGACCACCAUGCGGUCCCCCAGGCCUGA
Molecule: messenger RNA, 1737 nt
Organism: Castor canadensis (American beaver)
Lineage: Eukaryota; Metazoa; Chordata; Mammalia; Rodentia; Castoridae
Gene: Bco1
Product: beta-carotene oxygenase 1
Biological process (GO): carotene catabolic process; retinal metabolic process
Molecular function (GO): beta-carotene 15,15'-dioxygenase activity; carotenoid dioxygenase activity
Source: RefSeq, a predicted model, not a curated record